AUGGCUGCAUCGGACCACAGCUAUCGCACUGCUGAGCCCACCACGGACAUGGGCAUGGACUUGGACGUGGACACGGCUUCUCCCACCACAGGGAACAGGGCUGCCAGGCUGCCCCUGGGGUUGCCCACUCCUAUGGCUGGGGGGGCUGAGCCAAGCACCGGUGAUGCCACCCCGUCGGCACGCUCUGCCCUGGACAGCAAAAGCCCUACAGCAGUGGCCAUCAUGGGCACGGUGUCACCCACAUCUCUGGAGCCAGUUAUAGCACCUUCCCCUGGCCUUGCUCUCAGCACUGCUGAGCCAGAUGUCAGUGUGUCCCCUCCCGUCCCCAGGAACAUCCAUCUGGUGGUGGUGGCACCCUCUGUCACCCCCAGCAUCACUGUCACUGGUCCACCAGCAGGAGCAGUGCUGGCAGCCUCACUCUACCCCUUCGGCACGGAGGGAGGGGACCGAGAGUGCGUCCAGAGGACAGUGGAUUUUAACUCCCCUCUGUUCAAGCCAGAGAUUGGGUUCCCCUUCGGAAAGUCGCUGCGGGAUGCUCUCUACUUUACAGAUAACGGACAGAUCAUUUUCCCACCCACGGACAACUACAUCCCCUCCAACCCCAACCCACCUCCCCAGGGCUUCAGUGGAAAAGAGGAUUUGCCGAUGGUGGCUGCCUUUUGGGACGACGCAGAUUUCUCCCAGGGUGUUGGCACCACCUGGUACCAGGAGUACUCCACCCUCACCUCUACCCAAGACCCCCUUGUCCAUGAUGUGGAAGCAAAGAUUGAGAAAUACCUGAAAACCCCCUACGUAGCAAAAUGGACCUUGAAGGUGACGUGGGAAAAGGCUCCAGCGUACCCAUCCCAGGGGUGCCUUGGGUUUCUCCAGACGAGCACCUACCAGGCGGUCCUCACCACCGAUGGGAACCGUUCCUUCGCCCUGCUGCUCUACCAGGAUGGCGGGAUGCGGUGGGACUAUGCCAAGCUGGCUGCAGGCAACGUGCUGAUCGGCUUCUCCAGCGGUGAUGGCUAUGCCCAAAAUAAUGAGCUGACUCAAAAGCCACCAGCUGUCAAGUACCGACCUGACCAGCACAGCAGCGCCGGCACCGGCCCGGCAGACACCUCCGUGAAGAUGCUGCGCACUGCAUCCCCCAGCCCGGCUGGAGCUGGGGUGCGGUGUCUGUACCGAGAUGGGAGCUUGCUCGAAGGCUGGCAGGAGAGAGCAUGGAGCCUCCCCAUCCAUCAUGCUGCUGAACAGGAGCUGGAGGCAUUCAACUGGUGCUGCCGGCACGUGGGGAAGCCCCUGUUCUGCACCAGGUUUGCUGAGAAGAGACCGAGGGUCGGCUGCGAGGGAUAUGUGCCGCCCACCCCUGCUGGCGCCUUUGGAGACCCCCACAUCGACACCCUGGAUGGACUCACCUACACCUUCAAUGGGCUCGGGGACUUUGUCCUGCUGCUAGCCAGCGAUGCCCGGACCAGCUUUGUACUGCAUGGACGCACGGCCCGGACCGGCACGGCCCAGGCCACCAACUUCGUGGCCUUCGCUGCCCAGUACAUCUCUGCCACCACCACAACAGUUCAGUGGACCUUGGGGAGCCAGAGUGACAUCAAAAUCCUCCUGAACAAUGAAACCAUCCAGUUUUCCUAUUCCCAAGACAUGGGUGCUAAGGUAUACUACAGCCCCGGUGUCCUGCUGGUCAAUGCCUCCUCUGUCACGGCCGUCUUUGACGGGGCCAUCGCUGUCUCCAUCUCGGCCGUCUCCGGUAUCCUCAGCGUGGUCUGCAGCCUGCCCGAUCGGUACCGCAACAGCACCAAGGGCCUCCUGGGUGUGUGGGACCACGACCCUGCAAACGACUUCCAGAUGCUGAACGGUACCAGCAUCCCUAUGAACAGCAGCGAGGAGGAGAUCUACAGCUAUGGGAUGACCUGGGCUGUUGGAGAGCACGGCCUGUUUGCUCAGCCUCUGGACUCACCGGUAAUGAACUUCACACCCAUCUUCUUGUCUCGGCUGCGGCAGGAGAACGAAAGCCAGUACCAGCUGGCAGCCUCACAGUGCCGCGGCAGCAAGGAGUGCAUCUACGAUUUGCUGAGCACAGGGGAUGUGGCCCUGGGCCUGGCCACCCAGAACCUCACAGCCGACUUCCAGCGGAAGAAGGCAGUACUCAACGCCUUCCCUCCGGUCAUCACCGGUGACGCAUUGCUCACGGCCUUCAGGACAGAAAAGGUCAGGAGGCAGUACCAUGCCAUGGGGGUGGGCGCACGCUUUGUCCCCCACCUCUCACCGGAGCUCAACAUAUCGGAGAGCGGCACCCUGACGUGGGAGCCCCGCGGGAUGGCCCCGCUCACCAUCAACCUGGAGGCUGUCGGGUCCAACAACCUCUCCGCCCUCCUCCAGCUCCGCUUCACCCUUUGCAGCUGCAGCAGGAGCCAGGAGUGUGACUACAGUGACACUGUCACCCUCGGGGGGUCCUCCCUGCAGCUGGCAGCCUGCAGGUGUGAGGGCGGCUACUCGGGUCCCUUCUGCCAGGACCCUCCAGACCCCUGCGCCCAGGGAUGCUUCCCCGGCGUGAGCUGCGAGGGGCCAGGCUGUGGCUUAGCCUGUGGCUCCCGCUCCUGCCCCGAGGGCUACUGCAGCAACGGGGGACGCUGCCACCUGCACCCCAUCACCUGCACCCCCUCCUGCGCCUGCCCCCCGGCUUUCACCGACCAGCGCUGCUUGGUGGCAGGGGGGGAUUUUCAGCCGCUGCCCAGCACAGAUCUUCCCCGGAGAAGUGUCCGUCUGCGGCUCAGGACGCUGCGAAACACCACGGCUGGGGAAAUCAAUGGCACCGUCUCGGCCAUCCUGGGCUCCCUCGAGGUAAAGGCUUUCCAGAGCAACACCAACAUCACCCAGACGACAGACAGCGAUGGCUUCACCUUCGUGGUGGUGUCUGAGUUCGCCUACGACAGUCGCGGCACCGUCAUCCGGUUCUUGAACGAGGAGCUGCCAGGGGCCAUCACUGGCGCCUUCAACGGGCGGCGGGGGCGGCGGGAGGCGGGCAUGCGCCUCCUCUUCCAGCGCCUGCACCGGGACAACAUCACCGACCUGGUGAAGUGUGAGUUGCUCCCGGCGCCGAGCCAGGGAGCCCGAGAGAAGCACCCUGCUGUCCCCAUUGUCCCCAUCACCCUGCAUGCCCUGGGGUUUGGGCUACCGGCUCCACUACGCGGGGACCGUCGGGGCUACUGCCAGCAUGGUGGCCGGUGCCAGCACCUGCCUGAGGGGCCCACGUGCAGCUGCCUCCCCUUCUCCAUCUUCUCCCCCGCCGGCGCCCAGUGUGAGCAACUGGCUGUCAGCCUCGCCGCCUUCCUAGGCAUCUUGGUGGGAGCCCUGGCCCUGCUCUGCCUCCUGCUCACCACAGCCUGCCUGGCCUUGCGCCUCUGCCGCCGGCACCGCCACCGGGGGGCCAAGGAGACCUUCUGGAGGCCACAGCCCUUCUCCUGUGAGUACAUCCCUGCAAAACCCCCUGACCCCAGCUCUGCUUCACUCUGA
Pygoscelis adeliae (Adelie penguin) is the source of this 3510-nucleotide messenger RNA. RefSeq names its product mucin 4, cell surface associated (gene MUC4). The transcript is spliced from 23 exons. NCBI's taxonomy places the organism in Eukaryota, Metazoa, Chordata, Aves, Sphenisciformes, Spheniscidae. The coding region runs from base 1 to 3510 and encodes 1169 amino acids. Gene Ontology annotation, biological process: cell-matrix adhesion. The record is from RefSeq and is a predicted model, not a curated record.